Melanotaenia boesemani (Boeseman's rainbowfish) is the source of this 5966-nucleotide messenger RNA. It is a transcript of the gene nexmifb, whose product is annotated as neurite extension and migration factor b. Gene Ontology annotation, cellular component: nucleus. Gene Ontology annotation, biological process: negative regulation of cell adhesion mediated by integrin; negative regulation of cell-matrix adhesion; negative regulation of cell-cell adhesion mediated by cadherin. Lineage: Eukaryota; Metazoa; Chordata; Actinopteri; Atheriniformes; Melanotaeniidae. The record is from RefSeq and is a predicted model, not a curated record. Bases 160 to 4464 code for a protein of 1434 amino acids. The transcript has 3 exons.
GUUUGCAUUUCGGGGGAAAGACGCAUCUCUGAUACUACUGUCCAGAGCAGCUGAGAAGGAUCCCAUUGCGACGGGGGAAAAAACGCAGUUUGGGCGCAUACGCUCUGGAGGUGGGACAGUCAAAAUGAUGCGUGGGUGGUGCAGCGUUGAGCCGUAUUGAUGGAUGUGUUAAGAGACAGCAGUCUCACAUUGAUCGUGAAGACUUCAGAACCAGAGAAUGCAAAUACUGUGGAGAACACAGGAGUAUGUGAGCAGAGUGGUGAACUGAGUCUGUGCGGGCUAGUCGAUGCUGCUCUCCCUCCAUCCUCCUUACCUUCUCCUGCUGCAGAGACUUCACAGCGGCCCUGCCUGACACACCAGAGGACCACUACCACAUCACCAUCCCUCCCCCUGCCCCUUGUCGCUGACCCCUCUCUGGACCAAGCAGUGGCCCCCUGCCCUCCCUCCAAUGACACUCCAUCCCCUGUAGUCCCCCAUCUUCAACGUGCUCCUACACCGCUUCCCACCCCAGCUGUAAACUCCUGGGACCCACCAGGAGGUACCCAGAAAACUUCCCUUCCGCUGCCUGUUGCCCUCCCUCUGUCAGCUGCAAUGAUGGAGCCUGGCGCUGUCUCCACUCUGACUGAGGAAUGUCUUCUUCAGCCUGCCCGAACCUGCCUUGGUUGCUUUAUUGAAACACGGGAUGCUGGUGACGCCAAUUCCAUCCAGAAUCCACCCCAUGACCCCAACGUCAACUCCGAUACAGACCCUGGACUAAGUGUUCGGAUAGGGGAUGUGAGCCGAGAGGACUUCUCUGACAUCAACAACAUCAGCAUCCAGUGCCUGAGCCAUGCAGGGGAGACAGUGAGUCACUAUGGGGAGCAGCUCCUCUCUGACCAGCUUCUUAGCUUUCCCCUGCCAAAAGCCCCAAGUGAGGGCAAGAGAGCAGAUGGGAACAAAACAACAGAGGAGUGUGAUGACCCAGAGGAUGAUGCAACAGCUAAGAACUUGUAUGAGGGACUGUUACUGGACAAGGUUAGUGGAGAAGAGGUCCUGUUGGCUAAUGCCAGUCAAGACUGGGGUUAUUUUGAGUCUUUCAUCAGUGAAAGUAAGAUGGAACUGCUGGACCUUUGUUCUAAGAAUGAACUAUCUGUCAACCUUUUCUCUGAGGAGGAUGUUGACAAUCUAUUUGAUGAUGAAGAUGAUGAUUCAACGUUAAGCAGUGAUGUCUGCUCUCUGAAGAUUCGUUAUGAGUCUUUCCAGGACAACAUGAGGGAAAAAACAAAUGUGCUCCAGGAGGAGACACAGUUUAACUUCUUCCCGAGCGUCCUGGCCAACUGUGCAAAGAAAGAUGAAGGAGCAUCAGUCUUGAGGAGGAGCACAGAGGAGCUACAACCCAAAACGGAUGAGCUCAUUGUGGAGGCAGCACAAGAAGGGAAAGCUGGGGACUGCAGUGGUAGGAGCCCUCUUGAUGGCUCUCAAGGCUCCCCUAUGUCCACCUCCAAAGUCAGCUACCUAAUAGACUUUAAUUCCACAGAGGAGUCAGGAGAAUUCAGUGAUGACAGCUCCUGCACUGGCUCCUCCUUAGACACCCUGCAGGAGGGCAAGUUUAAAAAGGGUCACUCAAAGAGAUUCCUCAGUCCCUCAAACCCUCUGAAUUACGGCUUGCGUUCCAAGAGAAAAGUCCGAUACAGUGAUGAUUACUUAUAUGAUGUUGACUCGCUUGAGAGUGAAAAGAAUGCUGAGAAAAAAGAGAAAGCUCCUUCUGGUCAGAAAGAGGAGGAAGAUGUAGACUGGUGCCCCAAAAAACGUCGGAAAUCUUGUCGCAAAGAGCCGCCCGUGGUCAUCAAAUACAUUAUUAUCAACAGGUUUAAAGGAGAGAGACUCAUGUCAGUGAAACUGGGCAAGCUGGACCCUGUGGAUGCAACUGUGAGCCUAAACGCUGACACAGUAAGCAAAUAUGAGACACUGGCUCCUCUGAAGGAUUUCUGGCAGGAGAAGCAAAGAGAGAGACAGGAACAGCUUAAGCUGGCUGCCAGAGAUAAACAACAACGUGGUUUUCAUCUAAAUGGACGCCAUCAUCGCCCUUUCAAUUCUAGUCAUCCCAAAAGGAAAUACAAGAUUGCAAACAGGCUUAAGGUUCAGAGGAUUCACACUGUGGAGCAAUCAGCAACAGCACAGGGCUCUCCUCUCUCUGAUCAGGGCCAGGGCGGUGUCACUAAAGAGGAGGCCACCCCUACGGUAGGAGAAAUAAUAGCAACCCCAUGCCUCCCAGUCACAUUAGAAACAAACUCUAUCAUGCACACAGUCACAACCAAGAGCCGCUCCCAGGAGAGGGAGGAGAGGGAGGGGAGGAGAUUGGGAGGAAAUAAAACAGUCAGGAUAAGAAAAUUCAAAAGCGAAGCCAGGCUGAGGAGCAAGAAAAUGAAAGAGGCAGAAGGAGAGGAGGGGAGGAGCGUGACAAAUGAAACGGAUGCCUGUGUCACUGCGGCACAGAUUGAAGACCCUACUGCUGGGGUAGAACAGGCGGGCAUUAGUUCAACUACAGUCAAACCCCAUUUCUCUGACAAUACCACCACUGCUCAUGCAUCUGAAGAGAAAUUUCCCUUUAUUUCAUCCACCUGCUCUGCUGAAAAAGCUCCCUCCACAGACGAGGUGGAGACGGGUGUCCCUGUCAUCCCAGGAGGCUACCUGCAGACCCUGUUAGAUGCUACAGACUCCUCUGGUGAAGCAACUAUCUCCUAUUUCCCCCAGCAGUCCUCUAGGCAGCAGUAUUCUUUGGGGCUGUCCCUGGAGGAGAAACAGUUUGCGUCUCUCCAGCUCGCUCAGAGCUGCGUCCUCUCCCCGCCCUCUGAGUCAGAGCUCCAGCAGUCUCCCCAGAACUGCCCUAGCUUCCCCCAGAUGUGGCACCCACAGCUCUGUGCAAGUCACAGCCAGAGCUUUGGGCCUGAAACCCCUGAGACUCCCAUCUUACCCAACAACUUCCCAGCUGCUGUGCCCCUGAAUGACAGUCUGCCAGUGUCUAACUACAGCCAGCUGAGCCCUGAGGCUGACAGGUUGCUUUAUGAGAAGAGCUACCUGACUGAGGCGGGGCUACAGCCUGGGGCAGAUCUGCAAGUGUGUCAGUCUGCCUGUGUAGAGGGCCAGGUGCAGUACCAGAGAGGGUCCCUGUGCACAGACAAUGGUAGGCUCAUCAGCUAUGACUCAGUGGGCUCUCUGUCAGCUUCCUCCAGCAAUUACAGCUCUCUCAGCCUCAAAUCUUGUGAGCGAGAGGGUGAGGAGGAGGGCCGAGACAGCUUCUUAGCUCAUUGCAGUCCUAAAGUGGUGAUUCAGCAGAGUGUGGAUGCCCUUACCCCACUCAGGGAGUCCUCAGACCUGCUGGAUAUCUCUAACUUCACUCCUGACAAGUUCAGACACUCAUCACUGUCAGAGCUUUCUCCUCCUGAGACCCCCAACCUGUCCCCCCAGGUGGUGGGGCGUGAAAUGAAGAUGGCAGGGAAUGCUGGAGAAUAUCAGGAUGUGAAUGAUAUGACUAUGGACUGCAACAGGGAGGUAAAGUGGAACUGUGAUGCUGUACGGCAACAGGAGCACACAGCAAAUGCCUACACAGUGGAGGAGAGUCAGUUUCCACUGCACAACUUUAACGGUCAGGAUGUCAUAGGUUUAGAUAAAAAGGAGCUGGGAGCUGCUGAAUUUGAUGAACAGACUGGUGAGAUUUUGGCUGGUGCAAAAAGCAUAAAAUCAAAGAGGAAAGGGAGUUGCAAACAGACAGCUGCAGGACAGAGUCAAAAGAAAGCUCGGGCUCCCAGAGCUCCCAAGGCAGAAAAGGUCAAGACUCCCAAACAGAACUCUCGGUCCACCAAAAAGAUAAAGGCCAUGUUAGAGGGCAAGGCAGCAAAGAACCAGGCAGGUGGUUGUGGCACAGGCCUGACUGACAGUAGCAGCACUGGGGACUGGCCUGGCACUGGCUGGUCAGAGAGUAACAGCCUGGUAGCAGAUGACCAGAGAGAAUUUGAGGAACCCUCCAAUAUUCUGUCCAACAUUGUCUCUGGCAUGGCUGAAGUCCAAAGGUUCAUGAUGGCCUCCAUUGAGCCACUGUGGAAUCCCAUGUCUGAGGCCUGCAUGCCCUCCGAGGCCAACAGCCUCAACCUAAAGACCCUCAAAAUCUUGGCAGGAACAGAGGCUGACCUGAAGAAAAAAGGAGCUGUGUUAACAGGAGCUGGCAGAGGCAGAAAGGCGGGCGGAAAGGGAAGCAAAAACCAGGCCAAAUUCACCCCCACUCAUCCCUUAUUCCCUCAACUAGCGCUGGGCUGUAAUAUGUUUGAUAAACCCAACUUUAUUAACCCAGGGCCUGCACACAAAAAGCUCUACCGUCACAAGACAAGUGCAAAGUUCCCUCGGAUUGAGACACUGAAGGGGAAGCGAGCUGAGAGAGACCCAAAUAAGGACAUAGCACUGAUGACCUCUUUUGAGAAACUGAGGUAAUAUUUUGUUAUCAGCUGCUGUUUUUCCCCUUUCUCAUCCCUUCCCCCCUCACUACCUGCUCAGCCCUCCCUCCCAAACAUACCUACACUGAGGCUAUGCCAGAGCUGCAUGAGUACUACGUUUCCCUUGACUCCUUCCACUUCCUUUUAACCCACCUGAAGAGGAAAUUAAUAUCUGCAUGACAAACUUCUUGUACUUUGCAAACUACCUAUUGAGUGAUUGUGUCAAGCUUGAUUGAGAUUUGAAACGACCAUGGCUGCAUUUUUUUCUUGCUUUUGUUGUUUCUGCUUUGUUUGUUCUUCUUAUAGUCGUUUUUGUUUUACUUUUGUCUGAAAAAAAAGAACAAGCCUUGAAAACAGUUCAGUCGCCUUUUUGAAGAACUUUGUUUUUGUAUUUUCUCAGCAAAACUAGCUCCCCUGAAUUAUAUAUUUAUUUCCCUUUCCCCUAAAAAUGUAGCUAUAUACACAAAUGCAUUGAGUGACAUCUACGCACCCCCCCUCCUCAUCUGUUUUUGUAUGCAGAAUAUGGAUGUCCUGUUGUUGCUGUCCUUCAUACACUGCCUGGCUCAUUGCAAGAGGGAAACCUACAAUUAAUGAGCUCUAUUUAAACCCAAGACAUCUUUACCACACGAGAUGGGACCAUUUUGUAUUGAUGACAUAUCAGACGUUGUCUUUUUCCCCCUAAGAGUUGGAAUAACUCCCAUUUCUUUUAAUUGAGCAUUUCUUUCUUUCUUUUUCCCCUGGAGUUUAGAGGAACUGGUGAUCAAAAUUUACAUUUUUACGCCUUGCAAAUUCAUAAAAGCUCCACCCACAGAGUAUUUUUGUCAAUGUUGUUGUACAGGGACAUGCAAUAUUUGCAAAAAAGAAAAAAGAAAAAAAAGAUUAUAAUCUUAAAAUCAAUGUGCCAAAAGUAACAAUGCUGUGUAAAUGACCUCUUAUAUAUGUGUGAAUAUUGGCUGUUCCUCUUUUCUAUCCAUUGGAAUAUUGGCUGCUCGGGUUGGAGACUCCUUACAGAGACUUGCAACUACAGGAAUUCUUUGAGACUUUUUCUCUCUUCUCUGAUGAAAGGCACCAACAGCUGGCAGUGGUACACCACCACUUACUAAACCAAAUCAGAAAGACUGAAUUCUCCUAGUUUCCCCCACUUUGUUUGCCAAAUUCAAUUUACCUCAACAUCGCCUGGCACUGAGAAGCAACAAAAGAGAGGCAAAGGGGAGAUCUGCUCUGAAGGCCACUGCAGAGGAAGGAGAUGAAAAAAAAAAAUUCAAACAAGCUCUCUGGACCAACGAGAGUGUAGUCGUGUAUAUGUCUGAGGGAAAGCAAGGGAGUUAUUUGUCAUUUGGGGCUGGGCCUCACUGAAUAGCUGUUUGUACUGGAAAUUUCAGGCAGAUUAUUACACACAGAGAUUCUGAUGCAUGCAUCAGCUGUGAAUGGACAAUUUUGCAGUUUGGUUUAUUGUGAAUGUGAAAGCAGUUUUCAGUACAAAUGGAAUCAGUAGUCGUG